Messenger RNA from Cavia porcellus (domestic guinea pig), 1466 nucleotides. It is a transcript of the gene Syt5, whose product is annotated as synaptotagmin 5. The record is from RefSeq and is a predicted model, not a curated record. Lineage: Eukaryota; Metazoa; Chordata; Mammalia; Rodentia; Caviidae. The transcript has 8 exons. The coding region runs from base 113 to 1273 and encodes 386 amino acids. Gene Ontology annotation, cellular component: plasma membrane; dense core granule; axon. Gene Ontology annotation, biological process: cellular response to calcium ion; regulation of dopamine secretion; calcium ion-regulated exocytosis of neurotransmitter. Gene Ontology annotation, molecular function: clathrin binding; calcium-dependent phospholipid binding; phosphatidylserine binding.
AGCCAUGCGGUCGGCCGUCUUCGCAGUGGAGAACUCGUUGGAUGCCGGGGUGGGAGUGAGGGCCUAGGGAACUCGCGUGUCUCAGCAUCAAGGUGUGCGGAACCCUACCGCCAUGUUCCCGGAGCCCUCGAGCCCGGGGCCUCCAGCUGCCGACGCGCCCCCCGACUCCAGCCGCCUUGGCCGUGGUGCAGUGCCGCCCUGGGCCUUGGCCACCAUCCUGCUGGUCUCUGGCCUCCUGCUCUUCAGUUGUGGUUUCUGUCUCUGCCGGAAGCGUUGUCGGAAGCGGAUGGGAAAGAAGAGCCAGGCACAAGCCCAGGUCCACCUUCAGGAAGUAAAGGAGCUGGGCCGGAGUUACAUAGACAAGGUGCAGCCAGAAGUAGAGGAGCUGGAGCCCAUGCCAGCCGGGCCUGGGCAGCAAGUAGCAGAGAAGCAUGAUCUAGGACGACUGCAGUACUCGCUGGACUAUGACUUCCAGAGUGGUCAGCUGUUGGUGGGCAUCCUGCGAGCGGAGGGGCUGGCAGCCCUGGACCUGGGUGGCUCCUCGGACCCAUAUGUGCGCGUUUACCUGCUGCCAGACAAGCGCAGGCGACAUGAGACGAAGGUGCAUCGGCAGACACUGAACCCUCACUUUGGGGAGACCUUUGCCUUCAAGGUCCCCUAUGUGGAGCUGGGGGGCAGAGUGCUGGUGAUGGCGGUGUACGACUUCGACCGCUUUUCCCGCAACGAUGCCAUUGGGGAGGUGCGGGUCCCCAUGAGCUCGGUGGACUUGGGGCGGCCCGUGCAGGACUGGCGCGAACUGCAGGCUGCUCCAAGGGAGGAGCUGGAGAAACUGGGGGACAUCUGCUUCUCUCUCCGCUACGUCCCCACGGCAGGAAAGCUCACAGUCAUUGUCCUGGAGGCCAAAAACCUGAAGAAGAUGGAUGUAGGCGGACUGUCGGAUCCCUACGUGAAGGUCCACCUGCUGCAGGGCGGCAAAAAGGUGCGCAAGAAGAAAACCACCAUCAAGAAGAACACGCUGAACCCCUACUACAAUGAGGCCUUCAGCUUCGAGGUGCCCUCUGACCAAGUCCAGAAGGUGCAGGUGGAGCUGACCGUGCUGGACUACGACAAGCUGGGCAAGAAUGAGGCCAUCGGGCGGGUGGCAGUGGGCACGGCCACUGGUGGGGCUGGCCUGCGGCACUGGGCAGACAUGUUGGCCAACCCCCGGCGGCCCAUCGCCCAGUGGCACUCACUGCGGCCCCCUGACCACGUGAGGCCACCACCUGCGCCCUGACCUCUGCCCCAGAGCCAUCCCCUCUCACCGUGUCCAUUGCAUCGCUGUGGCAACCCUGCCCACACCCCGAAGUCCCAGCUCCUGGGGAAGCAGUCUGGCCCCUGCCUGACCCAAGGUCUCCCUUUGCUUGGACAAUCAGCCCUCCUCCCUCACAGCCCAUACUACUCCAGCCAAAUAAAUGCUCCACAGCCUG